AUGACCUCUGCUAGGCUUUGGGACAGCAAUGAUGAGGAAGGUUUCAACAAUAAUCGUGUCGAAGAGAUGAUAGAGGCCAAGUUGUUGAAGUCGCGUUGGGUUGGGGAGGCCCUUCAAUCCAAGGACGGCCUUUUUAGCGGCCCUCUGGACGCGCUAAAGGCAAUCACGAUCUCGGAUGAGACCGGAGUGUGCAACUGGGCUUCCGUACUCUAA
Messenger RNA from Echinostoma caproni, 213 nucleotides. NCBI's taxonomy places the organism in Eukaryota, Metazoa, Platyhelminthes, Trematoda, Plagiorchiida, Echinostomatidae. The record is from the annotation of a GenBank genome assembly.